GAAAAGCCUCCACAGAAAAAAGAAAAAUCUAAAAAAAGGAGAAGAGUCUCUGCAUAAAGAAGAAAAAGAGAAGGAGAGCUUUCACGAAAGGAGAAGUCUCCAAGAAAGAGCCUUCGCAGUGGUUUUUGCUUGGGUAGCCCGGAAUCUCGUCAUUCAUGUUUUGGUUGGUAAUUUAUGUGAUUUUCGUUUUUGGGCGAUGAGGAGAUCUUUGGUAGUUGUGGGCCUGGGGUGGAUACGUCAACCUGACCAGGCCCAAAUGGAACCCAAAUUCAAAGCCUGAACUGAGUGAGUACAGUACCAUUUCGAGAAAUUCACACCAGACAGAGAAUAGAGCGUGGAAUCGACAGAGAGAAGGAGAGGGAAUCAACGAUGACGGAAGCGACGAUAAGGAAGAAACCGGGAAUGGUGAGCGUGAAGGAUAUGCCGGUUCUCCAGGAUGGUCCACCACCGGGUGGGUUCGCUCCGGUUCGGUUCGCUCGUCGCAUCCCCAACAAGGGUCCCAGCGCCAUCGCCAUCUUCCUCACUGCCUUCGGUGCCUUCUCUUGGGGCAUGUACCAGGUUGGCCAGGGCAACAAAAUCCGCAGGGCGCUGAAGGAAGAAAAAUAUGCUGCUCGUCGAGCCAUACUGCCUGUGCUACAGGCUGAAGAAGACGAGAGAUUUGUUAAAGAGUGGCAUAAAUAUCUCGAGUAUGAGGCAGAAGUGAUGAAGGAUGUGCCUGGUUGGAAAGUUGGUGAAAGUGUAUAUCACUCUGGGAGAUGGAUGCCCCCAGCAAGCGGGGAGUUGCGUCCUGAUGUCUGGUGAUGUUAUUUCAGCCAUUACUAUCAGGAAUUGCCUGCUUCCUGCAUGUUUUUACAUUGUGGUACUUUUGUUCAGUCUCUAAAAUAAAGCUGUAUCUGGAAUAUUUGCAAUUGCUUUGUGAAAUUUUAAAACGAGUGUUUUUCGAAUUUGUUCUUCUUGCUGGGAAUCCCACCUCCUCCUAAUGUAUAAGGAUAAAUGUACAUUAUUGGCAAAGGGCACGGUGUGUACUUAAGUUGUAGGCUGAGGAAAGAACAAGUCUCGAAGUCAAAAGAGGGAAGAGGUCAAAUGUGUAACAGUUUGUAUGGAGUACUGAAUCUUAGCUCUGAUUUUGUCAUUGGGGAGUUUUGAAUCUGAAUUUCUACAGGAGUAAGGUGGAAACUUAAUUGGGGUAAAGGGUUAAGUCCAACAUUUCUCACACCCACUUGCAUUUGAACUAUCUUUCAUGUUCCUUGCUUAACAUUUCCGAGGUCACUAG
Messenger RNA from Abrus precatorius (Indian licorice), 1273 nucleotides. RefSeq names its product NADH dehydrogenase [ubiquinone] 1 alpha subcomplex subunit 13-B. NCBI's taxonomy places the organism in Eukaryota, Viridiplantae, Streptophyta, Magnoliopsida, Fabales, Fabaceae. Bases 370 to 801 code for a protein of 143 amino acids. The transcript has 3 exons. The record is from RefSeq and is a predicted model, not a curated record.